AUGCGACUCCUCGACACAACAACAUUCGAGCUCCGCCUAGACAGCCAGGAGUUUUUCCAGGCCGAGGGCUACGCGAUCCUGUCGCACCGCUGGGUCGGCGCGGAGAUCACCUUCGACGAGAUCGCGCACCACGCGCCCAGCCUGCGCGACGCAGGUUCCCAACGGCUCACGAAAUCGCCGCAGCUCGACAAGAUCCGCGGCGCGUGCGAGGUGGCGCACGCCCAGGGGCUCCGAUGGCUGUGGAUCGACAGCUGCUGCAUCAACAAGGCCAGCGCCACCGAGGAGGCCGAGUCCAUCAACUCCAUGUUCGGCUGGUACCGCGGGGCGCGCGUGUGCAUCACGUACCUGUCCGACGUGCGGAGCGGCGCCUCAGCUGAGCCGCCUGCGUACCAGGCCGUUGAGUCGAGCGCGAAGAAAGAGAUGCCUUCCAUGGGGCGGGUAUCAGACCCAAUCUUCCGCCGCGCCGGCAGCGACGCGCCAUCAGAGUGGUUCUUUCGAGGCUGGACGCUUCAAGAGCUCCUCGCGCCGCGCGACAUGGACUUCUACGACGCGGACUGGAACCCCAUCGGGAACAAAGCCUCGCUCGCGGCGCAGAUCCAGCACAUCACGGGCAUAGACGCAGACUACCUAACAGGCGCGCGGGACUUCCGCAGGGCGUGCAUCGCGACAAAGAUGAGCUGGACCGCGGGGCGGACGACCACGCGCGCCGAGGACGCGGCGUACAGCCUGCUGGGGCUGUUCGGCAUCAUGAUGCCGCCGCAGUACGGCGAGGGCGGGCCCCGCGCGUUCCUGCGCCUGCAGCAGCAGCUCUUGUCGACGACGGCGGACGAGUCCAUCUUCGCGUGGAGGAUGCCUGCGCCGGACGCGGGGAUGCGGUACGACGUCGAGCGGAACCCGGACACGAGCUUCGGCGCCGACGAGUGGGGGCUGCUUGCGCCGUCGCCGGAGUGGUUCCGGGGGUGUGGAAAUGUUACCAUCGAGGGCGGUCCGGCGAUUCACCGCCCGGCGAGGUCGUUUGAGGUGAACCGGCAGGGCCUGCAGGUGCCGGCCAUGCAGUAUCAUGGCAACGGGAUCACCAAGUACAAGCUCAUCCUGUUGUUCUCCCCGCUGCUGUUCAUAGGGGCUAUCCCGGUCUUCUUCUACAUUAGGAAGAAGCUGAUGAAGAUUGCGGAAGAGGGCGUUCCGUUCGCGCUCAACUGUUGGUCCACGGAAGGGGGCGAGCCGUCGGCGGCUAUAUCGGUCUAUCUGUCCCAGUUACCGCAGACCAUGAAGACGAACGUUGGGAUCACCGAAUACAAAUUCAAGAGGGUCCGGUGCUCAGAGCUCCCUCUGAGCCAUAAGUAUGCGGUGAGAGGAGCGGAGAGGGAGGUCUUGGUGCUGCAGCCGGAGCUGCGGUUUGGGAAUUAA
This is a messenger RNA of Diaporthe amygdali, 1407 nucleotides long. Its product is annotated as het domain-containing protein. The coding region runs from base 1 to 1407 and encodes 468 amino acids. The transcript has a single exon. Lineage: Eukaryota; Fungi; Ascomycota; Sordariomycetes; Diaporthales; Diaporthaceae. The record is from RefSeq and is a predicted model, not a curated record.